AAUGAAACAUCGACCAUAAUGCAGCUUGUGAAUCGUGGCCAUCGAAGCAGCAGCACGGUCAGUGCCGAUGAGCACCAGUUACCACCAACGACCGCGACGGAUAUUGCACUAAUGCGAUGGUCUUCGCGCGGAUUCACGGCCAUCCCGGUUGAGCCGGAUGAUACGGCUUCCACCAGUAGCGGUUCCUCGACCAUCGGUUCCCUUGUGGCAACGUCCCACAAUGGGUCGGCAUCGGCCGGUGUUACGAUCCCCAGUGCACCGUCUGCCAGCGCUGUUGGGGUACGAACCAUCGACUACCUGACCCUCGAUACAGCUACCGGCCAGUGUGGAGGGAGCGAUAUGGCAACGGAUGCUAGCGGCUGGCGACGGAUGAUGCCCCAACAAGCCCAUCAGAAAGGGCAACGGCGAACGAAACAGCAUCGCCAUACCAAUGCUACGUCAUCUUCGGCCUCUGCUUCGAUACAACCAUCGAGCGCGUCGUCUACCUCCUGUCUGCGUGACUGUCUGCUGUGUCGCUGCUGUCGAAGUGCGAACAUGGACGAGCAGAAGGAAGCCAGCGAUCAGGAGGAAGGCAAUUAUGAGUACUGUGAGCUGGAGGAGAUCGUGUCCCCGCCGAAGUACCGACCGGAAUCGAUAGCUGCCCUGUGCGAGGCGACCCGAUUUACUGAGGCAGAAAUCAAGCGGAUCUACCGUGGCUUCAAGGCUGAAUGUCCGGCCGGCAUCAUACGCGAGGAAACGUUCAAGUUCAUCUACUCCCAGUUUUUCCCGCAAGGAGCCAAUACAGGUUUAUAUGCACACUACGUGUUCAACACUUUAGACAAGGAGCAUACAGGCAUACUAAGCUUUGAGAACUUUGUCCAGGGACUUUCGAUACUGUCGCGGGGCACACUAGAGGAGAAGCUGUGCUGGACCUUUUCGCUGUACGACAUUAAUCACGACGGUAAGAUUACGCGCGAAGAAAUGACGGAUAUCGUGACGGCCAUCUACGAGCUGAUGGGUGCCCGGGACGAUGGUGGUACGGAUGAGGUUAACAUUAAAAACAAGGUGGAUACAAUUUUCCAGAAGAUGGACACCAAUCGAGAUGGUGUGAUCACGAUCGAAGAGUUUCUCGACUGCUGCCGGAAGGAUCAGCUCAUCUCCAGCUCGAUGGGUGUGUUUGACUCGACCAUAUGA
Molecule: messenger RNA, 1173 nt
Organism: Anopheles maculipalpis
Lineage: Eukaryota; Metazoa; Arthropoda; Insecta; Diptera; Culicidae
Product: Kv channel-interacting protein 4-like
Exons: 6
Coding region: 19-1173 (384 amino acids)
Molecular function (GO): calcium ion binding
Source: RefSeq, a predicted model, not a curated record